AUGUCGGAUUUUACUCAACAGAGACACUUAGUUGGUGCCCGUUUCUUGUCGGAAACCCCUCUAUGCCACAUCUACGGCGUUGAACACUGUGGAUAUAGUCAAGAUCACUAUGGGCGGCCUCGAUAUCCGCAAAUCGGCAGACUGAUGAUUACAGAUUUUACUGGCCCUAGUUGUUGGACCAAGGUUUUGGAGAAGACGGUGCGCAUGGACUUGAUAUCAGAAACUGGAACUAUGGGAGCAUCACACGGCUGGGCAUUUACUUUGAGAUACGGCGGUAUUCCGCAUCUUGUAGAUGAUCUCAACCCGGGAGUGUCGAACUCAGAUGGGUGUGAGAUCUCACUACCUGAUUUAGUAACGCUGCCUCAUUGCCAAACCAAACUUGUAACCAGCGUGGCCAUGUCAUCCUCCUCUCCUCACGACGAAGAUUGCAUCCUAGCCGUUAAGUUCGCUGGUCCCCAACUCAGCCUAAUUAGGCCUGCUCAAGAGAACAAAGAGUGGGUCAACAUAAAAAUCGAAGACCCUUCCUUCUUCUCCUCCCGAGUCAUGUACUCAAAGAGAGAUAAUAAGUUUGCCAUGGCGGCUUCCGAGGGGACACACAUUGGAUACUGGGACCUUGGAGAGAACUUGGAGAAACCAAAGGCGCAGGAAUUUUGCGAUGUUUUCACUCCUGAGUUGUUGAAGUCAGAAUGGGAAAGACUAGAUUCGUGUGUCACGAGAGUAGAGUUGGUGGAGUCACGUACCACGGAUGAAAUGUUUAUGGUUAAGCGGUUCACAGAGAGAAAUGACUUCAAUGAUGGGAGGAUGGAAGAGCGUCGAAUAUGGGUGUUCAGGCAAGACAGUUGUUCUACUUGGUGUUUCACUGAAAACAUUGGGGAUCUAUGCAUUUUCCUCUCCAAUGCUGAACCUUUCUGUCUCAAGGCUAGCUCCCACCAGAAAUGCAAAAACUCUAUCUACUUCAUUGACAAAAGCGAACGUGGAAUAUUCAUUCUCGGUGAUAAGUGUAAGACUAGUAACUUUAACAAGUUCACUGCCCCUUACUUUAUUCCACCUCAAUCUUACCUCGAUGCUAAUUGUAGCGAUGGUUAUCAUUCUCCCUAA
Messenger RNA from Brassica napus (rape), 1098 nucleotides. RefSeq lists its product as uncharacterized. The coding region runs from base 1 to 1098 and encodes 365 amino acids. NCBI's taxonomy places the organism in Eukaryota, Viridiplantae, Streptophyta, Magnoliopsida, Brassicales, Brassicaceae. The transcript has a single exon. The record is from RefSeq and is a predicted model, not a curated record.